Sipha flava (yellow sugarcane aphid) is the source of this 4040-nucleotide messenger RNA. RefSeq names its product condensin-2 complex subunit D3-like. Gene Ontology annotation, molecular function: histone binding. Gene Ontology annotation, biological process: meiotic chromosome condensation; mitotic chromosome condensation. The transcript is spliced from 2 exons. Lineage: Eukaryota; Metazoa; Arthropoda; Insecta; Hemiptera; Aphididae. The record is from RefSeq and is a predicted model, not a curated record. Gene Ontology annotation, cellular component: condensed chromosome, centromeric region. Bases 210 to 3992 code for a protein of 1260 amino acids.
UCUGGUUAAAGAGAGAUAAAAUAAAAAAUAAACAAAUUUCCCGCUCAUAACUUGUAAUAGUUAGUUCUCAUUACGAUUUUAUUGUGAUGAUUGUUUUUCAUUUUUUUCAAAUUUGCUAAGUGAAUUUAUUAAUGUCUACGUUUUUGUAUUUUUUCUAAGUCGGGGAUAAAAGUUUUUUUCUGUUUAGAUAUUUGCUUAAAGAAAUCGCCAUGGAUACGUCUUCAUCUACAAUAGAAAAUCCGACAUUAAUUGAUGUCAGCGAUGUAAUUAACAUAUUGAAUAAUCUUCAAUUAUCCAUUAUCCCUCAAGAUUAUGUGGAUGAAGUUAUGAAUAGUCAAUAUUGUAACUACAAAUUUCCAGAAUCAUAUGAAUCAAUUGUAAUGUCAGAUAUUAAUUUUUCAUCUAUUAUUAAUGAGUCUUGUGAGUUACUAAAUAUUUAUUUACGCAAACAACCAUCAAUGCAUAUAUUAUGGGAACAGUUUAUUAAUGAUAUUACGUAUUGUGUAAACCCUAAAUCAUUAAGUUGUUUACUUAAUUGUUAUAUUCAAAAUGGCAUUGAAGAUAUAUCUGAUUAUAGUGCCAGGAAAAAUGGAUUGUCUGCAACUCGUUUAUUUUUCUUAGCUUCAACAUUUAAGGGAAGUACAAAUAUUGGAUUUUUUCAUUCAUAUAUUCUUACUAAAUGUUUAGAAUUAAUUAAGUUAUGUGUUGUUAUGUUAAACAAUUCAGAUGAUGUAGAGAAUCGUGAUAAAACCUUCGAUGAAGAUAAAAAAAAAGAUUUAAUAUCUGAUUUAUUGGCUAUUAUACGAGACAUAGGAAUUAUGGUCAAAAGAUUUCAAUUUUCUGAUGAAAUCAGCUCUUUAAAUUUAAUUAUAGAUAUAAUGGUAGAUGUAACACGUUUGGAAGUUUUUGGUAAUAUUUUAGAACAAUUACCUUCUGAAAUUAUAAGCUAUGGUACAUUAGCAUUUAAUGCAUACUCUGUUUUAUUGGAUAUGUUUAAUGAAAAUUGUGGUACAACAUUCGAUAUAAGCAAAAAUAUUAUGUAUCAUUUACUUCCAGGUUUAUUAAUUGAUGAACAACGUAAAAUGCACUUGAGUAAUAAAAAAUUUAAUGUAGUUCGUGACCAUCAUUUGUCAUUUGUCUGUAAAUUAACUAAAAAAUUAGGAGCUUCAUUUGACGGAACAUUAGAAAUACUCCUGCAUCAUUUGUUAAAUCGAGGGCCUGAUCGUAGUGAAUUAAAACCUCGUCAAUUUCAAAUCAUACUUGAAAUUUGGAGAUUAUGCUCAAAUAAUGUUCGAAUAAAAAUUAAAUUCUAUAUAUUGACAUUGGUAUAUAAUGUAGAUGCUAAAAUACGUGCUGUAGCAUUGGAAACUUUAUUCAAAUUACUAUCAGAACCUGAAGAAACUGAAUCUGAUGAUCCUGAUUUACUACAGUUGAUGCCUGCUACUAAACAUGAAUUCAUUGUUGCUGUCAUUCUUUCUAAAUUUCAAGAUUCAUUGUUAACAGUUAGAGCUAAAGCAUUUUCAUUAUUUGCCGCAUUAACAGCAGGUCCCCCAAGUGCAACAGCACAUCAAACAGCAUUAGUAAAACGUGUGCUUGUUGAUCCUUAUCUUGAAGUUGAAGAUUUAAAGGAAUCAUCUUUUUCUAAAAAAUAUUUCUUCGAAUUUUAUCCCUAUGUAAAAAACAAUAUGGCAGAUUUUGAUCAAAAUAAUAUUAAAAAUUCAAUAAUUUACCCGGGUUCUAAUAUAUUAUUGUGGGUUUUAAAUGUACAUGCUCAUGAUGAGCGAGCUCAUAUUCGACGUCUAAGUGUUACACUUUUGUGUAAUGUAUUUAGAACAAAUAUAAAAUUUCUACAGAUACCAUAUUUGAAAUUAUUGGUACAUAGUUGUUCAGACUGUGCAAUAACUAUUAGAAAAGUGAUAGUUUCUGGGUUAACUGAUUUAUUAUUAAAAUAUCCAAAUAAUCAAAAUGUGCUAAAAUAUUGGUUUAAAGGAUUAAUCCAUUUAGUUGGUGAUCGAGACAAAAAAAUUCAAGAAUUGGCCAUUGAAUGUAUGAAUCGAGUGAUUUUACAAAAUAUUAAACCAUAUUCUGCAAAACUGAUUAAUGAUAAGGAUCCAAUAGAUUGCUUACCUUGGCUUGUUUUAGAUAAUGCUUUAAAUGAACCAGUAGGCAAAUACAUGAUGUGUUUAUGUGAAAAGUGGCAUAUUAAUGGAUUCCUUACAGCUACUAUCAUUAAGGACAUUAUAACUUAUAUAGAUUCACCUAAUAAUGAAUGGAAUGUGCACAGUUUAUACUUAAUACAAUUAAUAUCUCAUCAAGUAACAAUUAAAGAUAUAUUACCAAUUUUUACUUAUUUUAACAUGAAUUUUGAUUCAUGGUUUUCAAAUGAUUUAGAUCUAGCCAAACAGAACAUUUUACAAACAAAUGCACAAAUGGUUAUCGAUAUACUAUUUUUAAACCAGCAAUGUUUAGAUAAAGAUAUAAAGUUAUGGUUGUUAAAUAAAUUUGAAGACCUUGUAUUAAAUUUUAAAAUACCAAUUCGUCUUAUAUCAAAGUCUUUGGAUUUAUAUAUAGUUUUACUAUCAGAUAAUCGACAACAGCUCAAUAAAAAUUUUAAUACUUUAUUUUUUACUAUUUGUAAUUCUAUUGAAACGUCUUCAAUUGUAAAUAAUGAAGAAAUGUUAAUGCGAUAUAUAUAUACACUUGGGGAUAUAGGUUUAUUACAACAUUUUAAAGUUGCACACAAAUUUCAAAAAUAUCUGCUAGGCUAUUUGAAAGGAAAUGACCAAUCCAUUUCUUCAGCUUUUCAAACAAUUGUUGUUUUAACAAUUGGCAAAUUAAGUAUUGUUGAUGAACAAUUUGCAAAAGAUGCAAUAGCUGCAUUUGGAGAAGUAUUAAAAAAUCCUAAUUAUCACCCAUCAACAAAAAUUAAUGCAUUAACUGCUUUAGCUGAUUUAUGUUUGCGUUGUUCAACAUUAGUGGAACAAGCUAUUCCAGAAAUGUGUGUCUGUUUAAAAGCUGAAAAUAUUACUGUUAAACGAGCAGCACUUAAACUACUUACUGGCUUAAUACUUGAAGAUUAUAUAAAACUUCGGAAUAUAGUUUUCUUUGCUUUGUUAUGCAUGCUUGAAGACUCUGAUCACCAAGUGCGUGAAGAAACUUCAUCUUUUAUUGUCAACUACUUACUGAUUAAAAAUAAAAAUAUCAUGGAGAGAAAAUUAGUCGAAGUGAUUUUUCAUUUUAACGGUUAUUUAGGAGUACGAGCCUGUCCUGUAGAGGAUUGUUUUACUAAAGGGGAUAUGAAAGCAUAUUUUUCAAUGGAAGGUGACUUAAAAAGAUCAUCACGCCAUUGUGUUUAUAGGUUCAUGUUAACUCAUAUGAUGGAUGAAAAUAAAUUGAAACUUACGGUGAAGAUAUUUAAAAUUUUUGAUGAAAUCAUUAAGGAAGUCAAGACUACAGACAAUAAUGAAGUUAAAGAAUGUGCUAGACAAGUAAUGAAAGACUCAAUUUGGAUUCUAAAAGCCAAAGAAAUGGCUCUUACAUCGGGAAAACCGCGUGAUAGCAAUAAUGAUGAUGAUCCAGAAACUAUAGAAAAAGUAGUAGACUUUGCCAAAAAUGAAGUAAUUUUGAAAACUUAUCAAACGGUGAUUAGUGAUUAUGUAAUACCUGGUGUGUUUAAGAUAAAAUAUGAAUUAGAAAAAAACAAAAAAAUGUUACCUACUGUAAUGAAUGAUUUACUUGCAUAUUUGUGUGUACUUACAUCGGGAAAAUCACCUAUAAAACAGCAUAUUAUUGACCUAUUAUCAUCUGAUAGUGAUUUACUUACUGAAAUUUUACAUGAAAAUAAAAAAUUGAAACAACAUAAACAACAGCCAGGCAUUGAAAGUGAUGUUGGAGAAUGUGAUUCUGAAGAUAAUGAUGAUGAAGAAAAAAAAAAUCAACAUUUGCUUACAGAAAUUGGUUAUGUAUUUUGGCAAGUUUCUGCUUCUGCAUAAAAUGUAUUAAUUUGUAAUAUGUUUUAAAAAUCAAAAUAUUGUAUUAUA